Molecule: messenger RNA, 736 nt
Organism: Drosophila erecta
Lineage: Eukaryota; Metazoa; Arthropoda; Insecta; Diptera; Drosophilidae
Exons: 1
Coding region: 108-683 (191 amino acids)
Source: RefSeq, a predicted model, not a curated record
UUAAGUGAAAUGUGUCUGUAUUUUCACAUUUCACGACAAAUGAACGUUGGGGGCGAAAACUAAGCAGCAGGCCAUGCUGGUCCUCGCAUCCUGCCACUUAGUUGAAAAUGCGCAGCUACUGGAAAAAUCUUUGGCGAGUACUGGACUCCCUCACCGACCCACCAAAAAGAUCAAAGGACGAGGUCUUCUCUAGCGAUUCCCGAAGUCGUUUGAGCCUGCUUACCCAUUUAAGUCUGCGAAGCGAUCGACGAGGUCCCCGAUUUGUGAUUCCACCUGCAAGUCGCCAUGUGACUUUCUCGCCCAGCACUUUAGAGCACCUGGACACCCGAGAGGCGGUAAGGCAGGCGGAAACAUCGGCCUUCCAGAAUUUCGUGCGCGAGAUGUACGAGGGCUACUACCAACUCUUACUCUCACAAGAGAGAGAACUAUACGGUUUACAGCCAGAACAACAGCUGGCCAACCGAAGGCUGGGGCUCAAGGACCUCGUGAGACUGCAGAGAGUGGCCAGUGAUCUGUGGAAACGAAUGGACAGGGAGCGAAAGCAGCAUUACAAGAAUCUGGCCUUGAUGGGACUUCAUCGCCGAUGCUUACGACUGCCCCCCGAUCCGCAUCGCAUACCCCCACACCUCAAAGUAUCAUCCAAGAAGUCGAGGAAUUAUAGAUAUCCUUACUUAUAUCCCUGAACUAAAUUAUGUGCGGGUUUUUCGGAUUAUUAAAUAAUGUUCAAAUGAUAACA